Messenger RNA from Brassica oleracea var. oleracea, 1561 nucleotides. RefSeq names its product myosin-binding protein 7-like. The transcript has 3 exons. The coding region runs from base 266 to 1426 and encodes 386 amino acids. The record is from RefSeq and is a predicted model, not a curated record. Lineage: Eukaryota; Viridiplantae; Streptophyta; Magnoliopsida; Brassicales; Brassicaceae.
GCUCCAUGGAAGAAACAAAAGCCUUUUCUCUCCAUAGAUUCAUCUCAGAUUUUAAAAUUUGAAAACAGAAUCUUAAGGUUUUAAAAUAAAAAAAAAAAAAACAGAGGGAAAAAAAACGAAGACCAAUUCUCUUUUCUUCUCCUCCUUCGUUUCCACGAUUCUGUUGUUGUUCACCUCCGAUUACAAACACUAUUCUCUCUCUAUAUAUUUGCUGCUUUCUCUUACUAUGUUCGUUGUGUGAAAACUGUGAAUUAAAUAUUAUUUAAUGGAUACGCUCACAUGUUGCGACUGUGGAUGCGAAGAUUGUUCUUCCCAUAAACACGACGAAUUCUCCAACAACGAACCACGUGACGCACGUGACCUCUCCCUCUCCCUCUCCCUCUCCAUCUCCUCCAACGCCAAAGUCCAAAUCGAGAACGAAUGCCACCUCCUCCGCGAAACCGUCGCCUCGCAACGAGAAUCGAUCCAAGACCUAUACUCCGAGCUCGACGAGGAGCGCAACGCCGCUUCCACCGCCGCGAACGAGGCGAUGUCCAUGAUCCUGAGGCUCCAGAGGGAGAAGGCCGAGGUCGAGAUGGAGCUGCGGCAGUUCAAGCGCUUCUCCGAGGAGAAGAUGGAGCACGAUCGUCAAGAGCUCCUGGCUCUUGAGGAUCUGGUGUAUAAGAGGGAGCAGACGAUCCAGGCUCUGACGUUUGAGGCUCAGGCUUAUAGGCAUAGGAUGAUGAGUUAUGGUUUUAGCGAAGACGCUGAGGUCGAUGACGAUGACGUGGAGAAGAACGUGUAUGAUUAUUAUGAUUAUCCUCCUCUUAAGUGUAGUUUGAAUGAGGUUGUUGUUGACGAUGUUGAGAAGUACACGUUGACUGAUUCGCCACGUGGAGGGGAUAAUUUGAGGAUAAGUCAGAGUCCUAAGCGUCAUAGACAUUUUAGGAAGGUUUCUACUGAUUUUUCUGUUGAUUCCCCACGCUCCAACGGCGAGAUGCAUGAUAGAGUCUAUACCAUUGAUUCUGUUCAUCAGGGUGGUGAGGAGAAGGUUAUGGAUGACGGCGAAAUGAAUCAGCCGGGUGUUGGCGAUCCUGAUAUAGUGAAACUCUACGCGAGGAUGCAAGCAUUGGAGGCUGAUAGGGAGUCGAUGAGGCAGGCGAUUGUGUCGAUGAGGACUGAGAAAGCUCAGAUGGUUCUGUUGAAAGAGAUCGCGCAGCAUUUGUCGAAGGAGGUUGUUCUGGAGCGGAGGCAAGCGUCUAUCGGUGGAGUGUUCAGUUUCUUAUCUGUCUUUAAGUGGAUCACGUCAUUUGUUUUCUGGAGAAAGAAGGCUCGUCGAAGCAAGUACAUGAACGUGGUGCAAGCGAACAACAUGGGCUUGGAAAUGCUUCUAGAAAAGACUCCUAGGACAAGGCAAUGGAGAUGUCUUUCAAGCACGCAAGUGUGACUUAGAUCAUGUUCUCCAACUAGGUGAAUUUGAAGCGCUUGAUGUGUAUACUGGGAGACUGCACAGUCUCCUUCAUGGUUGCUGAGAAAAUUGUUCUCAUGUGCAGUUUUUUUUUUUUUUUUUUUAAUUCUUUCG